Messenger RNA from Miscanthus lutarioriparius, 1482 nucleotides. NCBI's taxonomy places the organism in Eukaryota, Viridiplantae, Streptophyta, Magnoliopsida, Poales, Poaceae. The record is from the annotation of a GenBank genome assembly.
AUGGAAGCACUAGCGCAACUGCUCCUGACGCUUGGGCUAGCAGUUCUAGCCUUGUUUGCCUUUUUCCGAAGCACCACCGCCGAGCACUUACGCGGUGCUCCCACCCGACGCCGACGCUGGCGAAACAUUGUAGUCAGCGACCCUGCCAUCGUCCAGUUCACGCUGAUCGACCAUGCCGAUGCCUUCUCCAACCGCCCCGCCGCGUACUUCCCCAAGGCCAAGGGCUGGACCGGAGCCUACAGCAUAAACAGCGUGCCCCAUGGCCCAUUGUGGCGGGCGCUUCGGUGCAACCUCACCUCCGACAUCCUCCACCCCACGCGCCUCCACCCCCUCGCCGCACUCCAGCAGGAUGCCGCCGAGGCCCUCGUUGCCGACCUCUCCACCCGCACCCGGGGUGGUGGCGAAGUGGUUGUCCGGGACAGCCUCCACGCCUCCGUGUUCGCGCUGUCCGCGCGUUUCUGCUUUGGCGACGGCGUCGCCGGCGAGCACUGUGUGCGUGCCCUAGAGCGUGAGGUGCUGCAGUUCACACUGACCUUCGCGCAAGACAGUGCCUUGUUUGCAGUCUCAGGUAGGAUGACGAGGCUCCGACACUGGAGGCGGUGGCUACGCUGCUCCGGCACAUUAGGGCGCAUGUACAAGCUCGUCCACCCCAUCAUCGCUGCCCGGAAGCAGUCUCGACGUACUGGCAUCCGCUCUUACGUUGACUCACUCCUCGACCUCCAGAUCCCUGACAGCGAGAAUGGUGACGACGCCACCACGACAGGAAGCAAGCGCCGGCCGCUCACUGACAAGGAAAUAGUGAAGCUGGUGUUUGAAUUUCUUGGCGCUAACACCGAGUCGGUGGUGUCAUGUGUCGAGUGGACACUUGCCCACCUCGUCAUCGACCCGGAGGUCCAGAAGAAGCUGCACCGUGAGAUCACCGGCGGCAUCCAGCAGGACAAUGGCAUCGUCGUCUCCGAGGAGCGACUCCAUCGUCGUCUACCAUACCUGCGGGCAGUGAUGCUGGAGAGCCUCCGGCUACAUCCACCGGUGCCCAUUAUCGUGCGCGAUGUCAGUGCCAAGGACGCGGCGAUCGCCGGAACACCGCCGGCACCAGACGACGCCAAGCCAGCGGUCGUCAUAACGGACAUUCACAAGAUCGGGAGGAACAGCGAGGUAUGGACAGACCCUGACGAAUUCCGCCCAGAGAGGUUCCUCGCGGGUGGCGAGGCCGAGGGAGUGGGCCCCAUGCCAGGGCCCAAGGAGAUCAGGAUGGUGCCGUUCGGAGCCGGGCGAAGGUAUUGUCCGGGCGUAGACCUCGCCAUGGUUCGCGUAGGGUGCACCCUCACGGCACUCGUGCGCGACUUCGAUUGGGCAUUGCCGUCGGACGGCAAUAGCCUUGACCUCAACGAGUUCCGCACCUUCUUCUUGAUGAUGAAGACGCCACUUAGGGCACGUAUCACGCCACGCGCGUUGGCUGCUACGGCUACUGCUACUAUGUGA